Molecule: messenger RNA, 1022 nt
Organism: Morone saxatilis (striped sea-bass)
Lineage: Eukaryota; Metazoa; Chordata; Actinopteri; Moronidae
Product: sushi, nidogen and EGF-like domain-containing protein 1
Biological process (GO): cell-matrix adhesion
Source: RefSeq, a predicted model, not a curated record
AAUCCCUCUACCCAAUUAAUGGAACAACAAGCGCUCGGUCAGACGAUGGAAGUUCUCCUCAAAUUCUGCUGCAACGACCUUUUGUUUACUUCGGACAGUCCUAUAACCAGAUUUAUGUGAACCACAACGGACAUCUGACCUUCGAUGCACCAUGGUCUAGUUUUUCACCUCAAAGGUUUCCAAUGUAUGGAUCCAGAGACAUCAUUGCUCCAUUCUGGACAGAUUUAGACAACAGAGGAAAUGGUGAGAUCUACUACAACCAAUACACCAGCGGCAGUGUUCUCCAACAAGCUACUCAAGACAUCAAUGAGUACUUCCCAGGGUUGAACUUCCAUGCCGCCUGGGUGUUUGUUGCAACAUGGUAUGAGGUGGCCUACUAUCCAGUGACUGGAACACAAACAACCAUCCAAGCAGUCUUGAUCUCUGGUGGCCAAUACUCAUUUGUGCUGAUGAACUAUGGGAUAAUAGCUUUUACAACUCGCUAUGUACAGGCUGGAUAUGACACAGUCAACUCUGCUCACCAUUUCUCCAUCCCUGGAUCAUUCUCGAGCAAUGCAACAGGCAAUAACUCAAAUUUCCACCUGAGCAGCAAUGUGAAUGUACCUGGACGCUGGGCUUUCCGGUUAGACCAUGGAUCAAGAGGCUGCACUUUUAAUGUCUUCUUUUCUCCCAUCUCCCCUACGUUCAUUGUCUUUCCUUGCCUCACCUCAUCUGCCCCUCCUCUCCUUUUACUUGACUCUCCUCACCGAGUGGAGGAUUUGCUUGCUGAUCCUGAUCCCACACACAAAAGGAGGGUGGAUAAUCAGCUUCCUCUCUCAUCCGGCCUGAAUCGGUCCUCUUCAGAAUUCCCACAUGAUGCCAUGCCUUCCGAAAGCGGACUGUUAGCCAUUAUCCCUCAUCUACUCAGCCACUCAUCCCUAAUCUUUGGCUCCCUUAUCCCUGCUCCUUUUGGUUUCCGCGCUUCCACAUCCAGCAGUCGCAGGAUGGACGUGAUUCAGUCUGAGAUGAGGAUACCGUUUUGA